Paramecium sonneborni is the source of this 1134-nucleotide messenger RNA. The record is from the annotation of a GenBank genome assembly. Lineage: Eukaryota; Ciliophora; Oligohymenophorea; Peniculida; Parameciidae.
UCACAAUCAUAAAGGAACAUGGAAACCGAAACAAGUCCAAAGAUUUUAAGCUUUAGAAUUAAUAGUAACAUAAACACUAUGAAUUCAGAUUUAGUACUUACAAAUAAUAGUCAUUUAGAAUCUACAAUAUCAAAAAUUUAAGAGUAUAUAUUAUAUUAAUUAUCCUAGAAAAAAUAAGAAGAUACAUUAAUUGGUAGAAGGAGUAUUUUCGGAAAAUACUGAUAGGAACAAUUAAGAUUCAACAAGAAAUACAAGUUGUUUAAGCAACUUUUCACCACUUAAGGCUAAAUAAAACUAAAAAGAUUUUGAAAAUUAAUUUACAUUUGUAAGUCAAGAUGAUUCAUUCAAUUAAUCUUCAGCAUAAAAGUAAUGCAGGUAAAAUAAUUCUUCAAGAGUGUCAAUAUCCAACAAAAUAAAUCCCAGAACACAGAGUAGAACACAGAGUUCAUCAUCAAUUAAAGAAUAAAUUCAAGAGGAGAAAUAUUGUGGAAUUUGUGGUCAAGCUGAUUAAUAUUGCAAUUUUAUCAGACCUUGUCUAUGUAAAUCAAAAUAACAUAUUCAUUAAUAAUGUGAAUAGAGAGAAUUUUGUGAAAAGUUUAUAGACAAUUAAAUGUAAAAAAUAACUAAACCAUUGUAAUGUGAGAAGUGUCAUUUUAAUUUUAUAAUAAAAUCUUACAAAGAUAUUAAUUUCAUAAAUGCAUUGAAAGAUCCACUUAAACAUAGAAAGGUUUUAAUUUAUUUAUCAAUAAUAUUGAUAAUGUUGAUACUAAUAACAACUUUGAUCAUAUUAUCUAUUUUAAAUAGAAUGGAAUUUAGAUAUCAUGUAGAAUAUAUUGCUGGAGUUAUUCUUGCUUGUCUUAUUUUAAUUGGAAUUAUUAUAAUAAUCACUUAUAAUUUGUUUGAAUAUAUUGCUAAUGUAAUGAAAUAUGUAAAAUUUAGUUUACUUGGUUCAUUUUAGAUAGAGAACAGGGGAAAGUAAAUGAUAAUGGAAUCAGAAUGACUCUAUAAUCAUUAAAUCUUGCUUUAGAAUUACAAUAAAAAAAACAAUAAUAAUUUUUAUAAAUGAUGGAAUAGAUGACAUCAAAAAAGGUACAUUCUGAAUUACCAUUACAAAAUCCAAAAGAAAUAAAAUGA